Messenger RNA from Caenorhabditis briggsae, 561 nucleotides. Lineage: Eukaryota; Metazoa; Nematoda; Chromadorea; Rhabditida; Rhabditidae. The record is from RefSeq and is a predicted model, not a curated record. Gene Ontology annotation, cellular component: endoplasmic reticulum; cytoplasm; endoplasmic reticulum membrane. The transcript has 2 exons. Bases 1 to 561 code for a protein of 186 amino acids. Gene Ontology annotation, biological process: endoplasmic reticulum calcium ion homeostasis. Gene Ontology annotation, molecular function: calcium channel activity.
AUGCUCGCCGAUUGCCUUUUAAUCAUUGGCAUCGCGUUCGGCACAGCUCUCGCCGGAGAGGGAAUCACAUGGCUCCUCGUCUACAGAUCGGAUCAGUACAAGCGACUCAAGGCCGACAUGGACAAGAAAACGAAGAAAUUGGAGAAGAAGAAGCAGGAAGUGGGAGAUACGAAUGAUAAGAACAUCAAGAAGAAGUUGGAAAGAGAAGAGGAGAAGCUGAAGGCGACGAAUCGGGAUAUGAGCAUGUUCAAGAUGAAGUCAAUGUUCGCUAUUGGUCUCGCGUUCACAGCGCUUCUCUCUACGUUCAACUCGAUUUUCGAUGGGCGUGUUGUUGCCAAACUUCCGUUUUAUCCAAUCGGUUUUAUUCAGGGACUCUCGCAUAGAAACUUGAUCGGCGACGACAUGACCGACUGCUCCUUCAUCUUCCUCUACAUCCUCUGCACCAUGACCGUUCGCCAGAACCUUCAGAAGAUCCUCGGAUUCGCCCCGUCUCGUGCCAUGGCUCGUCAACAAUCGUCUCCAUGGGCGCCACCAUCCUCCCAAAUGAACUAUCUUCGUUAA